Messenger RNA from Ilex paraguariensis (yerba mate), 540 nucleotides. Lineage: Eukaryota; Viridiplantae; Streptophyta; Magnoliopsida; Aquifoliales; Aquifoliaceae. The record is from the annotation of a GenBank genome assembly.
AUGGAAGAUCAUGAAAUAUUCGAGAAUUCUCCAAGCUUAGAAGAAUUUCAUGGAAUAGAAAUUGUUUCACAAAAUAGUUGUGCUCGUGGUAAAGCUUUUAGUAUAUUAGAAGAUGAAGCAGUGUGUCGAGCUUGGUUGGCCGUUUCCCAAGAUCCAAUUAUAGGAAAUACCCAAAACAAGACGACAUUCUGGAAUCGUGUUCAUGCUUGCAAGUGGGUUGAACUUAGAACACAGUUCAAUAAACCUAUAGUCCAUACAUCAUCACUUUCAAAUCCUACUACUCCAGCAUCUGUUGACUCCGAUAUAGAAAUAGAACCAUCAAAAGGGAGACUGAAACGACCAAGUGGUAGAAAGGCUAUGAAAGAAUCACAAAGGAAGAAGGUGGCUCAUGAUGCUAGGUUUGAUGAUAUGGCAGCCAACCAAACUAAAAUUUUUGAAAUGUUAGCUAGUAUGUCUUCCCGAUCUAUUGAACAAGAUGAGCAAAAGGCUAUAGAUCGUGAGAUGAAGGCUAAGAAUAGAGAGCCCAACUACAAAUGUUAG